Molecule: messenger RNA, 669 nt
Organism: Eutrema salsugineum
Lineage: Eukaryota; Viridiplantae; Streptophyta; Magnoliopsida; Brassicales; Brassicaceae
Product: 60S acidic ribosomal protein P1-3
Exons: 4
Coding region: 96-437 (113 amino acids)
Biological process (GO): cytoplasmic translation; translational elongation
Cellular component (GO): cytosolic large ribosomal subunit; ribosome
Molecular function (GO): ribonucleoprotein complex binding; structural constituent of ribosome; protein kinase activator activity
Source: RefSeq, a predicted model, not a curated record
AGUAGAUAUAACCUCUGCGUCUCCCACCAAGAGGCGAUUUUUCUCCCCGGCCGCGUUGCGAAAGCAUAUUCGAACCUACUAGUCUAAGGAAAAAAAUGUCGACAGUGGGAGAGCUUGCUUGCAGCUACGCUGUUAUGAUCCUCGAGGACGAGGGUAUUGCUAUCACGGCCGACAAAAUCGCGACUUUGGUAAAAUCUGCUGGUGUGAGUAUAGAGUCAUACUGGCCGAUGCUAUUCGCCAAGAUGGCUGAGAAACGUAACGUCACUGACCUAAUCAUGAACGUUGGUGCUGGUGGUGGAGGAGGUGCACCGGUUGCCGCCGCUGCUCCUGCUGCUGGUGGUGCUGCCGCAGCCGCUGCUCCUGCUGCCGAAGAGAAGAAGAAGGAUGAACCAGCAGAAGAGAGUGAUGGAGAUUUGGGUUUCGGCUUGUUCGACUAGACUCACUUUACUUGUUUUUCUUGUUUCGUAGUUUGGAUCUACCGAAUUGUGAACUAUAUUUUGCCCUAUCGAAAUUAUUCGUUUUGGUCUGUUGUAUAACUUAAGUUCUGAGCAAACCCAUCUGCUCGGGCUUUCGUUAGAAUGGUUUUUGAAUUUUUGACAAUUGUUUCUUUUUUUUUGACUCGAUUUUAAGAAAUAUAGCGGUCAAGGAAACGCUAAAAUUGUGUAUGAA